UGUGGAAAGAGUUACAGUCAUAGGGGAAGCCUUUAUAUACAUCAAAGAAUCCAUACAGGAGAGAAACCAUAUAAAUGCCUGGAGUGUGGAAAAAGCUUCAUUACAAAUCAACAUCUUGAAAGACAUCAAAGAAUCCAUUCAGGAGAGAGACCUUAUAAUUGCCUGGAGUGUGGAAAGAGUUUCAGUCAUAAGGGAAGCCUUUAUACACAUCAAAGAAUCCAUACAGGAGAGAAACCGUAUAAAUGCCUGGAGUGUGGAAAAAGCUUCCUUACAAAUGAACAUCUUGAAAGACAUCAAAGAAUCCAUACAGGAGAGAAACCGUAUAAAUGCCUGGAGUGUGGAAAGUGUUUCAUUAGAAAUGGACAUCUUAAAAGCCAUCAAAGAAUCCAUACAGGAGAGCGGCCUUAUAACUGCCUAGAGUGUGGACAGAGUUUCAGUCUGAAGGGAAGCCUUCUUAGACAUCGAAGAAUCCAUUCAGGAGAGAGACCUUAUAAUUGCCUGGAGUGUGGAAAGAGCUUCAGGUGUAGGGGACACCUUUACAGACAUCAAAGAAUCCAUUCAGGAGAAAAACCGUAUAAAUGCCUGGAGUGUGGAAAUAGCUUCAGUCUGAAGGGAAGCCUUCUUAGACAUCGAAGAAUCCAUUCAGGAGAGAGACCUUAUAAUUGCCUGGAGUGUGGAAAGAGCUUCAGGUGUAGGGGACACCUUUACAGACAUCAAAGAAUCCAUUCAGGAGAAAAACCGUAUAAAUGCCUGGAGUGUGGAAAUAGCUUCAGUCUGAAGGGAAGCCUUUAUAGACAUCAAAGAAUCCAUUCAGGAGAAAAACCGUAUAAAUGCCUGGAGUGUGGAAAUAGCUUCAGUCUGAAGGGAAGCCUUUAUAGACAUCAAAGAAUCCAUUCAGGAGAAAAACCGUAUAAAUGCCUGGAGUGUGGAAAUAGCUUCAGUCUGAAGGGAAGCCUUUAUAGACAUCAAAGAAUCCAUUCAGGACAGAAACCCUAUAAAUGCCUGGAGUGUGGAAGGAGCUUCAGUGAGAGGGGAAGCCUUCAUAGACAUGAAAGAAUCCAUUCCGGAGAGAAACCAUAUAAAUGCUUGGAGUGCGGAAAGUGUUUCAUUAUAAAUGGACAUCUUAAAUGCCAUCAAAGAAUCCAUACAGGAGAGCGGCCUUAUAACUGCCUAGAGUGUGGACAGAGUUUCAAUCAGAGGGGAAGCCUUUCUGCACAUCAAAGAACCCAUUCAGGAGAAAAGCCAUAUAAUUGCUUGGAGUGUGGAAAAAGUUUCACUUGCAGGGGAAAUCUUGAUACACAUCAAAAAAUCCAUUCAGGAGAGAAACCACAUAAUUGCUUGGAGUGUGCAAAAAGUUUCAGUCAGAGGGGAAGCCUUUAUGCACAUCAAAGAAUCCAUUCGGGAGAAAAACCCUAUAAAUGCCUGAAGUGCGGAAAAAGCUUUACUGAGUGUGUAUCGCUCCGUCAACAUCAAAGAAUUCACACUGGAGAAAAACUACAUAAAUGUCUGGAGUGUGGAAAGAGUUUCAGUCAUAGGGGAAGCCUUUAUAUACAUCAAAGGAUUCAGGAGCAGGGCAAGGCCCUGGAACAUCCAUGUCUGCUGAAGGGAGCUCGCUGGGCCCGGCCAGGGAGGAGGCAGGGUGGUGGCUCCCGGGUGAAAGUGGCUGCUGUCAGCGCCGUGCAAGGCCUU
Molecule: messenger RNA, 1689 nt
Organism: Python bivittatus (Burmese python)
Lineage: Eukaryota; Metazoa; Chordata; Lepidosauria; Squamata; Pythonidae
Source: RefSeq, a predicted model, not a curated record